Messenger RNA from Triticum turgidum subsp. durum (durum wheat), 1830 nucleotides. Lineage: Eukaryota; Viridiplantae; Streptophyta; Magnoliopsida; Poales; Poaceae. The record is from the annotation of a GenBank genome assembly.
AUGGACUCCUCGGCGCGAUCGGGCGCCACGGCGUCCUCCAACCCCCGCGCCUGGAUCGUCGCGGGCGUCGCCGUCGCCGGGGUCAUCGUCCUCGCGGAGGUCGCGCGGCGCCGCCGGAGGUGGCUGCGCGGCAACUCCAGCCCGCCCCCGUACUCCGGGGCCUUCUGCGACCGCCUCGAGCUCGCCCCUCCGCCGCAGCCCCCGCCUCCCGCGGCGCGCCAGCAGCUCCCGGACCUCACCUUCGCGGUCAGCGACAACUUCGAGAUCGAGGGCUAUGUAGCCGGCUUCGGAAACCCGGACUGGAAGAGGACCCACAAGGCAGCGAGCCACACGGCGGCGGCCGUCAAGGCUCUGCUGAAGCAGGGGGCUACCUGCGUCGGGAGGACAGUCAUGGAUGAACUCGGCUUUGGUGUUACUGGAGAAAAUUUACACUGUGGAACACCAAUUAACCCAGCAUCUCCAUCAGUUGUCCCUGGAGGGUCAUGCAGUGGCUCCGCUGUUGCAGUUUCUGCGCAGCUUGUCGAGUUCGCUCUUGGUACUGAUACAACUGGUGAUCUGAGAAUUCCAGCAGCUUUCUGCGGUGUUCUUUGUUUCCGGCCUUCUCAUGGGGUUGUGUCUACUCUUGGGACCUUACCGAAUUCACAUAGUCUAGACACCAUUGGAUGGCUUGCACGAGAUCCUCAUAUACUUAGUCGUGUUGGAGAUGCUCUGUUACCGGCUGCUGCAUGUGGACUUAGGGGGAAAAGGCAGUUGGUUUUUGCUGAUGAUUGCUUUGAGUUGCUAAAGAUUCCCAACCAGAAAACAGUGGAUGUCAUAGAAAAUGCUGUCCGUACAUUACCUUAUGGAUUUCAGCCACCUAAGCACAUCAAUAUUGGCCAGUAUAUCUGUUCAAAUGUACCUAGCUUGAAGGAGUUCUGCGAACCUUCUACAAAGUUGCAAGAAGGAAAGUCAGCCUUGAAAGCUCUCUGCACUGUUAUGCUGUUAUUACAGAGAUAUGAAUUCAAAGCAAACCAUGAGGAUUGGGUUAACACUGUGAAACCCAAGCUUGGCCUUGAAGUAUCUACUCGUGUACUACAAGCUGUAAACUUCACAGACGACAACAUCAAAUCCUUGUACAUUGUACGAACUGAAUGGCGAGCUGCACUGAAGAAUCUUCUAAAGGAUACUGGAAUUUUAGUUCUGCCAACCAUGGCUGGACACCCUUUGAAAAGGAACUCUAAACAGAGAUUGUCAUCCGAAUUUGAAGAUAAAAUGUACGCAUUUGUCAGCAUUGCUGCACUUUCAGGCUGUUGCCAGGCCACUGUUCCCUUGGGAAAUCACAAUGAUCAUCCUAUAUCUAUUUCAUUUGUAGCAGCUCAUGGAUCAGACAAGUUCCUUCUUCGUGCUAUCUUGGAUAUGUAUUCAGCCGUCCAAGAACAAAUAGUUUUGGCAUCCAAGUUGGCACUUCCACCAGUAAUUGAUCGUGAUGUUGAUACAUCAGAGUUGUUGAAAGAAAAGGGAAAUAAUUCCUUCAAAAGAAAACAAUGGAGCAAAGCUAUUGAAUCCUAUUCCGGGGCAAUCAAAUUGAACGACACAAAUGCGACAUACUAUUGCAAUAGAGCAGCUGCUUAUCUGGAACUUGGCCGUUUCAAGCAAGCUGAAGCGGAUUGCGACCAGGCCUUACUGUUGGAUAAAAAGAAUGUUAAAGCAUACCUACGACGAGGUACCGCAAAAGAAAGUGUUUUGAAUUACCAAGAAGCUCUGCAAGAUUUCAGGCAUGCUUUAGCUUUGGAGCCGCAGAACAAAACAGCCCUUGCAGCAGAGAAAAGGCUACAGAAACACCUGAGGUGA